This is a messenger RNA of Acanthamoeba castellanii str. Neff, 1707 nucleotides long. Its product is annotated as Diacylglycerol acyltransferase protein. The coding region runs from base 1 to 1707 and encodes 568 amino acids. Gene Ontology annotation, molecular function: diacylglycerol O-acyltransferase activity. Gene Ontology annotation, cellular component: endoplasmic reticulum membrane. The record is from RefSeq and is a predicted model, not a curated record. NCBI's taxonomy places the organism in Eukaryota, Discosea, Longamoebia, Acanthamoebidae. Gene Ontology annotation, biological process: triglyceride biosynthetic process. The transcript has 9 exons.
AUGUCGGGGCGUGGGUGGGUGAGGGACGCGGUGGCGCUGACACUCCUGAACGGGUGCUACGUGGUGGGUCCGCUGGUGCUUGUGGGCCUGCCCGUGUGGCUCCUGUUCACCCCAUGGUGGUGGCUAGGCGUGGGUCUCAUCACCGCCUAUCUCUACCUCUCCUUUGACGGCUCCGAGCGCAGGCUGGGCAAGCCCUGGCGUUGGUUCCAUGACCACGCGGUGUUCAGGUACCUGUUCGACUACUUCCCGUGCAGCGUCGUCAAGACUGCCGAGCUUGACCCGUCCAAUUUCCCGGGCAUCGAGACCCGCGACUUGGUGGCCUCCUCCGCAUUCAAGAUUCCGUUCAUUCGCGACUUGUGGCUGUGGACGUCGUGUGUCGACGCCUCGAAGCCGGUGGCCGCCAACGUGCUUCGCCACCACUUGUCCGUGCUUGUGUACCCCGGUGGCGAGGCCGAGCAGAUCAGGACCGAGUACGGCAAGGAAAACAUUCAUCUGAAGUCGCGUAAGGGCUUCGUUCGGCUCGCCAUGGAAGAGGGCGCCCACCUCGUGCCUAUCUACGUAUUUGGUGAGACCUCCCUCUACAAGACCUACUCGUGGGGCAUGCGAUGGCGCAUGUGGGUGUCGAAGCGGUUCCGGGUGGCCGUCGUGCGCUUCAUGGGCCGAUUCCUCGCGGCUCCCUACGCCGUGCCGCUCACGGCCGUAGUGGGCGAGCCCAUACUAUAUAGACAGAUCCGCCGCCGCGAAGGAGCUCCCUGCUUCCAGGACGAUCCCCUUCCAGACCUCGGACCCCGCCCCACGGACGAUCAGAUCAAGGCCUGGAUCGUCCAGAACGGUCAUGCGUCCCUCCUCCUCACACGCACUACGCUCAACAUCAAUCAUAAGCGGGCUCGACGUCUUACAAGCGAGGUUAUCGAGGAGUACUUCGAGCAACAUGCACGUGUCGAACCCACCGAGCACGACAAGCAAAAGAUCGCCGGCUUCUUCGACGGUGAUGGCUCAGUCAUUGUCCACAUCGGAAGUUUGGGUGUGCGAGGCGCGAUACGGAUCGACUUCACGCAGGCUUGCGCGGCCGGAGAGGCGCCGGAGCUCGAAUGGAUUGUCCAGCGCUGGUCGGUUGGAGUUAUCCGCAAGAGCAAGCAGAAGCCACCGCUGAGGAAUCUAUACUCCCUCAACUUCACCGUCGCGUCGCCCGACCACCCGCUGCUCCAGGUCCUCCUCGCCAACUCCGUCAUCAAGUACGCCGAGCUCAGGACGGCUGAGGAGUUCCUACGCUCAGAUCGGAGGAGGCCGACCACCGACGAGUACAAGGCCCGGCUGCGUGGUCAACGUGACCGAAACCACGAGGACCAUCAGUGGGAGCGCGUGACCGCGGCCUAUGUCGCCGGGCUAACGAUCGCCGAGGGCAGCUUCUCUCUUCGUAACAUCAAGAUCUGCCAAGCCGGGUGCAUUCCGCUUCUUCACCAGAUCAACGAGAAGUUCCCGUGGGGCGGUCGCGUCGGUCAGAACUCGAUCUUCUGGGGGAACAGGUCGAACAUGCUGUCCUACAUCGACACCAUCGGCCCGUUCCUCGACUUUGGCCAGAAGGUGCCCCAACGCAACCUGUUGGCUGCUCACUUACGCGACACGGAGUAUAUGAAGCGUGGAUCGGUUUGGCGGCAGAAGUACGACGAAAGGAAGAAACAGAUGUCCGCCCUAAAGCGCCUCUAA